Molecule: messenger RNA, 174 nt
Organism: Phytophthora sojae
Lineage: Eukaryota; Oomycota; Peronosporomycetes; Peronosporales; Peronosporaceae
Exons: 1
Source: RefSeq, a predicted model, not a curated record
CUUCUUCUGGCUGCUUUGAAGCGCAAAUUUGGAUAUUCCCCGCUGUAUCAGCUUGUGUUUGUGUUGGAGGCACAGGCCUCAGCCAUCCAAGGCCACCUCUUUCUGUGGACAAUUUCGAUUUUGCAUAUCACGUUGGUGCAUUAUGGUACGUUGAAUGAAUUUUGCAUGCGCUGA